This is a messenger RNA of Eremothecium gossypii ATCC 10895, 1875 nucleotides long. RefSeq lists its product as uncharacterized. The transcript has a single exon. Gene Ontology annotation, biological process: transmembrane transport; carbohydrate transport. Lineage: Eukaryota; Fungi; Ascomycota; Saccharomycetes; Saccharomycetales; Saccharomycetaceae. The record is from RefSeq and is marked provisional. Gene Ontology annotation, molecular function: carbohydrate:proton symporter activity. Gene Ontology annotation, cellular component: membrane. The coding region runs from base 1 to 1875 and encodes 624 amino acids.
AUGGGGAAAGUAUAUGAUUUGCCUAGGAUAUCCGGCUUCUUGGUCAUAGUGGGGCUAGUGCUAGGUAUCGAUAUAUCGGCUAUGGCUGUGUUCAUAAGUUCGGACUACUUUAACAGAUAUUUUCACUACCCUAAUGCAUUUGAACAGGGCAUGGUGUCUGGAGCGCAUCCUAUGGGAGGAUUAACGGGCUGCCUUCUAUUCGGUUAUGUUGGCGAACGUGUCAGCAGACUCGGCUGUUUUCGUUAUUUUACCUUUAUAUGGAUAAUCGGAUGCAUUGUGUCUGUUCUCGUCAUGGAUAUCUACAUGGUAGCCAUUGGGAGGUUCAUAAAAGGGGUAGCAGUGGGUUCGUUAUCGGUGGUGGCCUCUGUGUACCUUGUUGAGAUCUUUCCCAGCAAUCGAAAGGGAAUUGCAACCGCGCUAGUUCAGCUAACUUUAACGUUCGGUAUUUUCUUGAUGUAUAUGCUAUGCUGGACAUUCAGUCGCUUUAACAACCAUAUGGCUUUCCGGAUCUCAUGGGGGCUCGAGAUUAUUCCUGCUGUGGCGUUGAUCUCGGGUACUCUAUUCGUUCCUGAGUCUCCAAGAUGGUUUGUAAUGCAAGGACAGUAUAAAAAAGCCCAGGAAAUAUUAACACUGCUCAACUGCAGAUCAAAGAAUGAGUUUAACAAACAAACGUUGUUAAAUAUGUACGGCGAUACAGCAAAGGCAAGUUUCAAAGACUUAAUAAAACUGCCAUAUAUCAAGCAGCUUAUCAUGGGGAUGACAAUACAGGCAUUGGUGCAAUUUACCGGAAUAAAUGUGGUGAUGUAUUAUGUUGUCUAUAUUUGUGAGAUGGCCGGUCUUGAGGGACGUGAGAAAAUGAAUGUUGCGAGUAUACCAUAUUUAUUGAAUAUCCUUUUUACCUUUAUUCCAUUGCAUCUCCUUGAUAGGGUACAGAGGAAAGUCCUUAUCGUGUAUGGCUCCUUUGCGUUAGCUGCAAUAAUGAAUUUAAUUGGACUCACUAUGUGGAUUCAUGGUCACGACGUUAGCCCCAUCAAUGGUAACCCAGCGUUGGUCUGGAAGCUAUCGCCACUAGGAGGGCAAAUCACGAUUUCUCUAUGUUUUGCCUUCAUUGCUAUAUUCGCCAGUACUCUAAGUUGUGCUGGCUGGCUUUACACAAAUGAGGUACUAGCUGACAAAAUUAGAUCCAGGGGCUUAUCAAUAUGCAUGAGCGUGAGUUGGAUUUGCAAUGCGGUGUUGACAUUCUUAUCGCCACUAAUGAUGUCCACAAUGAAAUGGGGAACAUUCUUUUUAUUCGGAAUGGUCACUACAAUGCUUACAAUAAUAGUAUGGCUGGCAUUCCCAGAAACGUUGGACAUCUCUUCUUCUGCACCAAAAACGGAAUCAUAUGAGGGGGGGAAUACCAAACCCAUAGCGGAAACAAAAGAGCACGCAGAAAUAUUGGAAAAUGAGCUCAAGGUUGCAAGUUCGGCGAGUAUGCAAGGCCAGAGUACCGAUACUGAGGAGUUAGUUGAGAUCAGCUACCGCUCAGCUGCUCCACCGCCGGAGUCGAUAAACGAAGAUAUUACGCUACAGCCACCCCCACCAGCAAUCCAAAAAGAAACCUUAGCACCAAAAAGGAAGACCGUACAGACUCAGAUCGAGUCACUUUUUGCCGCCAAAGCAGCGGGACAGAGACUUAGUCCAGAAGAUGAAGAUAUUAUGAUCACAUUAACCGCAAUCAGUAGUGAUUUUUCUGGGGUAUCUGUCAGGGAUCUUCAUAAUAAAUUCAGAAGCAGUCGUCUGGGGACUGAACGCGACGUAUUCAGCGCGGCUCCUGGCUUAGACUUAAAUGGCCUUGGUACCUCAGACGGGAAAUUAAGUGAUCGAAAAUCAUAG